Messenger RNA from Brassica napus (rape), 564 nucleotides. Its product is annotated as glutathione S-transferase T3-like. The record is from RefSeq and is a predicted model, not a curated record. Lineage: Eukaryota; Viridiplantae; Streptophyta; Magnoliopsida; Brassicales; Brassicaceae. The transcript has a single exon. Bases 1 to 564 code for a protein of 187 amino acids.
AUGGAUUCAAGGAAUCCAUUGAAUCCAUAUGGUCAGUCCCCUAGUUUAGUCGGCCUCCUUAACAGUCAGAACUUUCCUUUUGAAAGUUAUCAAGCGGGUGUCCACUUUGGAGAAUCACAACAGUCAUCAGAGAUCCCUCCUUUUAGUUCACAAGAAACCGAGACACCAGUGGGCUCUAAUAAGGAGAGAAAGAAGUGGACACCAGCUGCUGACGAGGUUAUAAUCAGCGCUUGGAUAAACACGUCUAAGGAUCCGGUUGUAGGAAAUUCACAGAAGCUAGGGACUUUCUGGUCCCGAGUUGGUGAAUAUUAUGCUGCAUCUCCACAUGCAGUACAGAGUGGUGACCCAAGAGAGCAUCUCAAUAUAAAGCAGAGGUGGCACAAGAUUAACGAUUUCACUAACAAGUUCUGUGCUGCAUAUGCAGCAGCAGAGAGACAGAUCACCUCUGGUCAAAGUGAGAACGAUGUUCUCAAGGUGGCGCACGACAUCUACUUCGCUGAUCACAAGAAGAAAUUUACUCUAGAGCAUGCGUGGUGUCUCAAACUCUAUCAAAUCAACAAUUGA